Hymenoscyphus albidus is the source of this 309-nucleotide messenger RNA. NCBI's taxonomy places the organism in Eukaryota, Fungi, Ascomycota, Leotiomycetes, Helotiales, Helotiaceae. The record is from the annotation of a GenBank genome assembly.
AUGGUUUCGAAACAGAAGAAAUCGAGUAUGGUAUUAUGAGGGAAUUCCAACAAUCAACAGCCUUAACAAGGCACCCUGUUCUCGCCCAUCGAAUUCCACACUCCAGGGGAUUCGAAGGAUCAAUUAACUCGACGGGUUGAUUCUGGCCUCAUCGAGAUCCGAUGGCAACUAUUUGACGAGCGUGGAUCAGGCAACACUAGGGGCCACUCACCGAAUCCUUCCGAAUUCUCACACCGAAUUCUUUCGAACACGCUCUCUUGGUCCACCGAAAUGAUUCUUGCCGGACGAAAGGAACCAGCUUUCGUGUAG